Messenger RNA from Pipistrellus nathusii (Nathusius's pipistrelle), 375 nucleotides. Lineage: Eukaryota; Metazoa; Chordata; Mammalia; Chiroptera; Vespertilionidae. The record is from the annotation of a GenBank genome assembly.
AUGGACUGCAGCUGGAGAACCCUCCUCCUGGUGGCCAUGGCGACAGGUGUCCACUCCCAGGUGCAGCUGGUGCAGCCUGGGGCUGAGGUGAGGCAGCCUGGGGACUCCGUGAAGGUCUCUUGCAAGGCUUCUGGAUACACCUUCACCAGCUACUACAUGCACUGGGUGCGACAGGCCCCAGGACAGGGGCUCGAGUGGAUGGGGUGGGUUUACCCUGGAAGUGGAGGCACAAAAUACUCACAGAAGUUCCAAGGCAGAAUCUCCAUGACCGCAGACAAGUCCAAAAGCACAGCCUACAUGGAGCUCAGCAGCCUGAGAGCUGAGGACACAGCUGUGUAUUACUGUGCAAGACACAGUGAGGGGAAGUCAGUGUGA